AUGUCAUUCUCGAGAUCUCGCUACGCUGUGACAUCACGACACUGUUACCACGCCUUUCCUAUUAGAAUAUUACAUACUGAUGCACUUUCGCAUCUACACAAGAGACUUUCGCAUCUAUCUAUCUAUCUAUCUAUCUACGUUUGCGUAUACAUAUCUGUCAACAUCACUAUGUUAAUAUCUAUCUAUCUAUCUAUCUAUCUAUCUAUCUAUCUAUCUCAUUCUGUUGAUAUCUAUCUAUCUAUCUAUAUUCAUAGAUAUGAUAUCUAUCUAUCAAUCUAUCUAUGUUUGCUUAUACAUAUCUGUCAAUAUCACUAUGUUAAUAUCUAUCUAUCUAUCUAUCUAUCUAUCUAUCUAUCUCAGUCUGUUGAUAUCUAUCUAUCUAUCUAUCUAUCUAUCUAUGUUUGCUUAUACAUAUCUGUCAAUAUGACUAUGUUAAUAUCUAUCUAUCUAUCUAUCUAUCUAUCUAUCUAUCUAUGUUUGCUUAUACAUAUCUGUCAAUAUCACUAUGUUAAUAUCUAUCUAUCUAUCUAUCUAUCUAUCUAUCUAUCUAUGUUCAUGGAUGUGAUAUCUAUCUAUCUAUCUAUCUAUCUAUCUAUCUAUCUAUCUAUGUUCAUGGAUAUGAUAUCUAUCUAUCUAUCUAUCUAUCUAUCUAUCUAUCUAUCUAUCUAUCUAUCUAUCUAUCUCCCGUUUAAAGCCUUGUUUUUCUCCCUCUCUCCCCCUCUCUCUUCCUCUCUCUUUCUCUCUCCCUCUCUCUCUCCCUCCCUCUUUCUCUCUUUAUAA
Molecule: messenger RNA, 780 nt
Organism: Acanthosepion pharaonis
Lineage: Eukaryota; Metazoa; Mollusca; Cephalopoda; Sepiida; Sepiidae
Source: the annotation of a GenBank genome assembly